Molecule: messenger RNA, 917 nt
Organism: Paramormyrops kingsleyae
Lineage: Eukaryota; Metazoa; Chordata; Actinopteri; Osteoglossiformes; Mormyridae
Source: RefSeq, a predicted model, not a curated record
UGUGGCAUCGUCUUGUUUUAACUGGGUUAACUGGUUUUCUAAGGGCCUGACCGACCAGCAGGGAACUGCUUUGGGAAACAUCGCCGGUAUGGUCGGCUCCGUCUGGCUGAUGGAGGCGGACAGGAAGAGAGAUGUCAACAUGACGUCUGGGAUGUUUUGAAAAAAACACGCCGGGGUGUCUGUGCGCGUCUCCGUUGACCAUCUUCUGCACUCACCCGUUAACAUUGCCUUUCGUGUCGCCUGUACGUCCACGCAUACGUUUUGAUGUGAAUACAGCAUUUGGAGCUAUGAACGGGAGUUCAAACCCUCUGCUGGAUAAGGAGGAACAUGUUUUGAAGCUUGGGGAGAGCUUUGAAAAGCGGCCGAAAUCGUCUUUUCACACCAUCAGAUAUGACUUCAAACCCGCUUCCAUUGACACCACAUGUGAGGGUGAACUGCAGGUGGGAAAAGGAGAUGAGGUCACCAUAACUUUGCCUCAUAUUCCCGGCUCGACACCACCAAUGACCGUAUUCAAAGGGAACAAGCGGCCUUACCAGAAAGACUGUGUCCUCAUCAUUAAUCAUGACACUGGGGAGUUUAUGCUGGAAAAGCUCAGCAGCAGCAUACAAGUGAAAAAAACCAGAGCUGAAGGCAGUAGCAAAAUACAGGCUCGCAUAGAACAGCAGUCAGUGAGGGUGCCUCAGCCCCCGUCCCAGUUCAGAGCCCCCACCAAACCAGGGGCUGGUGCUAAGACGUCCCCCACCAAGGACAAUCCCUCACCGGAGCCCCAGCUGGAUGAUAUAAAGAGAGGUAAGCUCUUGUUCUGUUACCUCCUGGGCCACUUUAAAACAAAUCUCACCCAUAUAAGUAAUAAUCUUCAUGCUGGGGUGCAGAAGGGGUUGUUUACCCCCUUUUAUGUGUAAUUACGAACAUGAAUC